Molecule: messenger RNA, 1810 nt
Organism: Colius striatus (speckled mousebird)
Lineage: Eukaryota; Metazoa; Chordata; Aves; Coliiformes; Coliidae
Gene: XRCC4
Product: X-ray repair cross complementing 4
Exons: 8
Coding region: 130-1134 (334 amino acids)
Biological process (GO): positive regulation of ligase activity; response to X-ray; immunoglobulin V(D)J recombination
Cellular component (GO): DNA-dependent protein kinase-DNA ligase 4 complex; nucleus; DNA ligase IV complex
Molecular function (GO): DNA binding
Source: RefSeq, a predicted model, not a curated record
AAAAAAUGUUGUUAAAAAAUUACCAUGCAUCCUGUGAGGGACUUCACUGAUGAUGAGGACUUCAUGUGUUCUGACCAAUUCUGUGGAAGAACUUGAUCAUGAUUAUUUUGUGUUUAAGGUCUGUGCAAAAUGGAGAAGACUUUGAACAGAAUUCAUCCAGUUUCAGAUCCAGAAGCAACAUAUUUUCUACAAGUAUCUUGGGAAAAAGAUUUAGGCAUUGGCUUUGGUGUAGUACUUAGUGAUGGCCAAUGUGCAUGGACUGGAACAGUGUCUGAAGCUGAGAUUUCUAGGGAGGCUGCUGACAUGGAAAUGAAUAGAGGAAAGUAUGUUGAAGAACUUAAGAAAGCAUUGAUAGCUGGAGAAGAGUCAGCUGGCAAAUAUAACUUCACUGUUUCAAGAGAUGAUGAAAAUAUGGAGUGUCAUUUCUCCUAUGAAAGAAAUCUAAAAGAUGGUUCUUUUAGACUUGGAUCUCUGAACCUACAGAAAGUUUCAAGUCCAGCGGCGGUUAUUAAGGAGCUGAUUGAUUACUGUCUGGACUGUCUGGGAAGACUGCAGGAAAAAAAUGAACAUCUACAAAAAGAAAACGAAAGGCUUUUCAGCAACUGGAGCAAUGUGGAGAAGCGGCUGGAAAAAUGUGUGGAAGCUAAAGAAGAGCUAGAGGCAGAUCUUUAUAACCGAUUUAUUUUGGUGUUGAAUGAGAAGAAGGCAAAGAUAAGAAACUUACAGAAGCUGUUGAACGAAGCUAAAGAAUCUGCAGUAGAUGCCAAAUGUACAAGGGAUAGUAUAGCUACCACUCAGAUGGCCACAGGGAGAGAAAAUUACUAUGAUGGUAGCACUGAUGAAGAAAGUGAAAAUUUAACACGAGCCUCAUUACCAUCAGCACCAGUACGAAGGGAUUCCCUUCUGGGUAGCCCAGAUGUCAUUGAUACUGCUCCAAGAAGAAAGCGAAGACAAAGACCAGCAAAGCCAGAUGGGACAGGUGCUAAGAUGGCUACUUAUGAGACAGAACUGCCAGACAGGGAGAAACCUGAUCUAGCCUCACAGAAGACGUUGGGCAAAGAUUCCCUGGAUGUGAUGUCUCUUGAAACACUAGAAAACACUUGUGAGCCAGAGGACCUCUUUCGUGACAUCUAGCUGUGUGUGGGCUCAGAAAUGCAGAGACUGGUUCUCCUAACAGAGAUAAGCUAUAAAACUAAAAGGCUUUGCUGUAGACACUGAGCUGAAAUCUCUACUCUGAUGUAGUUGGUAUUUGAUGAUGUAUUGCUCUAAUCCUCUUGCACUGCUCUUAUUCUUUACUAUGUGGCUGUGUGCCCUUGAUCUGCAAGGCUUGAUUUGUGAUGCCCCUGAAAUCAUUUUAACCUCUGCAUAGAUCUUUUGUAAUGUGUGUAAAGGGAAGGAGAGCACCAUCAUAGCAUUUCUAUGUUCUAACAGUCUCUGAAUGAUUAUUGUAUUCAGGAUCAACUGCUUUCCAGCUGUCCACAGAGAACAUCAGACAUAAAGAAGAUUAAGGCUGGCACUGUACUUACCUUCUAUAUUGCCCCUUUCUUGAGAAGCUCAGCCUAGACAUGGUUUAGCUAAACCAUCUUCAACUUUGAUUGAGAUAUAACUUCCUAAACUGAGUUAGUGAUGUGUCCUGACAGGAAGAAAUGUCCUCUCACUUUUUACUUGAAGGUUCUCUGUGGCAUUAUACAUUAUAAGGCAUUCUUGCUUUUCUGAGUAAAGCGCUUGUAAAGUCAAUAUUGACUCUAUUUUAACUUUCUGUAGAAACCCAUAACCUUUAAAAUUGUCAUUUUUGAUACUUCACCAUUUU